CAGCCACACACAUACGUUCACUUAAUAUCUCUUAUAUGCACACACAGGGAUAUUAGCAGCGGUCUGGACUGACAACUGCCAGUACUGACUGAGCAGCAGUUAAAAAAGAAGAAGAGAUACGGGCGCAGAAAGGAAAAGACGGUGAAGAUAACUGGAGUGUGUCGUUUUGUGUUUGUUGAAUACCAAGCCAGCCCCAGCUGACGAUGGAGAACACAUGAAGAGAGAAAACCGCAGGGACAGUUGAGGGGAGAAUGCUGCUGAGUAAAGUUUAUGGACAUAUCGAGAGGGAAUUUGUAGCUCUUGAACUUUAGGGAAGAAGAGGAGGUCAUCAGGGUGCAGGUCACAAAGAGGAAAAAGGUAGCACAUUGGACAGAAGCACCCUAACUCAGCAUGUCGUCCUCCAAUCCUUCCUCCUGCCAUCUUUUCCCCUUCUUCCUCUUCUCUUUCCUUAUAAUUGAGCCUUCGAUCACCCAGGACCCACCUGUCACCAUGGUGACAGUAACUGAAACUGACCCGUUCAUUGUCCCCACCACGCUGGCCAACCAGACAACUCCCAGCUCUGUGGAGACCACUCAGUACACUCGUCCAGAAACAGGGCUGUCCACCCCAACCAGCAGUGGAGACACAGACGAUGAAGAUGCCCCUCCAGUUGGUGGGACCCGUUGCCAGGGAUACUAUGAUGUGAUGGGUCAGUGGGACCCACCUUUCAACUGCAACGCUGGGGUCUUUCUGUACUGCUGUGGUACCUGCUUCUACCGCUUCUGCUGUCAGUUCCGCCAGCAGUGGCUGGACCAGAGUAUCUGCUCCAACUAUGACACGCCCAUCUGGGCCAACACCGGCAAGCCCAUAGCCACCAUCACCGAGGGCCAGGGGGACCAGGACCGAGACCGCACACACCUCAUUGUCUACAUCAUCUGCGGAGUGGUGGCUAUCAUGGUCCUGGUCGGCAUCUUCACUAAACUGGGCCUAGAGAAGAGCCGCGGGGGAACUGGACAAGGUGCGGGGGCGGCGCAUGCUGACCUCAACUCCAGGACACUGACAGACCUGCUGAAGCAGCAGGGGGGUGAGGUAGGCUCAGUGGAAAACGCCACCGCCAGCUCGCCCAUUGGAGGGAGAGCCAAUGGCAUCUCAGCCAGGAUGCCGCGCAGCAGGAGUGAACAGUACCAUCUGAAUAACGCGGCCUAUGGCCCAUUUGGACAAGUGCUUCCACCCACACACAGCAACCACAGCACAGUGGGGCUCAACAAAUAUACUUCCCUUAAGGCUGUGGCGGACAGUGCAUCUCAUGGCUUCUACAAGAGCUUCCCACUUAUGGACUUCUCCCACUACCAGCCCGUGGCGCCUCCUGCCUUCCAGUCAGUGCCGGCGCAGCCCAAACAGAAGUCCUACAUCCACCAGCCAUUGCCAGCACACCACGACCUCCAUUCCCCUCUCUCCAUCUCCAUCGCCUCCAGCUACCUUGAGCACUCACGUCUCCCUAAGACCACCACUCACCCGCUCUACUCCGGCUCAGCCUUCAAAGCCUGGGAGCCAACUGGCCGCCACGUCCAUAGUCAUGGACAGAGUCAUGGCUACUCGAUAAAGAGGAAGCAGAGCACAGAGAACAUGCCGAAUCUCUUUAGUCAGCCCUGUGGGGGGAUGUAUGGUGGAGCUGGAGGGGAAGCAGGGCAGGGGCAGCAUGUCUACGGGCAACAUCCAUCUCAAUCAUCCUACUACCACCACACCAGGCCGAAGAGCUACUACACCCACAGUACAAAUGAGGUGACUGUCUAAGUAGCAAGGCCUCAGAACAGUAUGCUGCAGUACUGAACACACUAACAAAAAGCUUUGGUGAAAUGAAAAUCACCCUAACAGACAGUUGGCCCAACAGGAGAGGAAUAUUAAACAGGGAGACAUAUUCUGACUUACCAGAUGUAAAGGGAUGUUUCAAUAAGUGGAAACAAAGAGAUUGAGGAGAUAAACAAAUUAUUGGACUCAGACUCUAGCAAGGCUCCUGUACAUUGGUCAUAUAAAGUAUACAGACACUACCUGAAAGGAAGUCACAUGGCCUUGAUCAGUUCUCAACCACUAUGGUUUAUUCACUACAAUGUGUUUCAUAAUUAUGGCUG
Monopterus albus (swamp eel) is the source of this 2108-nucleotide messenger RNA. It is a transcript of the gene shisa8b, whose product is annotated as shisa family member 8b. Gene Ontology annotation, biological process: regulation of AMPA receptor activity; regulation of short-term neuronal synaptic plasticity. The record is from RefSeq and is a predicted model, not a curated record. The transcript is spliced from 5 exons. NCBI's taxonomy places the organism in Eukaryota, Metazoa, Chordata, Actinopteri, Synbranchiformes, Synbranchidae. Gene Ontology annotation, cellular component: AMPA glutamate receptor complex; dendritic spine membrane; postsynaptic membrane. The coding region runs from base 391 to 1773 and encodes 460 amino acids.